AUGGCCAACCAGCAGUUAAAGUCUGUUGCUGGCCUGCUUUUGCUUCUCAAUUUCUGCAUGUAUGUCAUUGUGUUGGGCAUUGGAGGCUGGGCCAUGAACAGAGCUAUUGACCAUGGUUUCAUUAUUGGUCCUGGUUUUGAUCUCCCAGCACAUUUCUCACCCAUAUACUUCCCAAUGGGAAAUGCUGCAACCGGGUUCUUUGUAACAUUCGCUUUGAUCGCCGGAGUUGUUGGUGCUGCUUCAGCCAUUUCCGGAAUCAACCAUAUUCGAUCUUGGACAGCUGAUAGCUUGCCAUCUGCAGCCGCAGCUGCUACCGUUGCCUGGACCCUCACCCUCCUUGCCAUGGGCUUUGCUUGCAAGGAGAUUGAGCUUCGUAUCAGAAAUGCCCGUCUGAGAACACUGGAGGCAUUCUUGAUCAUCCUUUCAGCUACGCAGCUUCUGUAUAUAGCAGCCAUUCAUAGUGCUGUAUCAAGGAGAUGA
Messenger RNA from Prunus armeniaca (apricot), 480 nucleotides. The record is from the annotation of a GenBank genome assembly. NCBI's taxonomy places the organism in Eukaryota, Viridiplantae, Streptophyta, Magnoliopsida, Rosales, Rosaceae.